Molecule: messenger RNA, 3156 nt
Organism: Trichomonas vaginalis G3
Lineage: Eukaryota; Parabasalia; Trichomonadida; Trichomonadidae
Exons: 1
Coding region: 1-3156 (1051 amino acids)
Source: RefSeq, a predicted model, not a curated record
AUGGAAUCUUCAUCUAAUUUAACAUCACCAUAUAUUGAUACAACAUCAUUACCUUCAACACCCUUGUCAUGCGUUUCCGAUAAUUAUUCAACGAAUCAUGAAAAUAAGAAAUCAUAUUCAUUAUCUUCAACGCAAACUCCAACAAAAAAUCUUAGCUUUUCUGAUUUUUCAUGCUCUUCGCCAAGUUCAAUAAAUUAUGAUACUCCAGACGAAAUAACAAGCUUCCUUACUGCAAUAAAUACAAAAUAUAAUGUAGAAGCGUACUCAUUAAAUGAUGUGAUCCAAGUUAUUGAUUUGUUACUUCAAAAAGAACGUAAAUCUGCGGCAAAAGCACAAAUUAACGAAAUCAAACCUCAGUCAAAUUCAAUUGAUUCUUCAAUAAAAAUUGAAAUAUCGGAGCUCAAAAGUCAGAUUGUAAAUAUACAGCACUCAAAUACUAUCCUCACCAAUACAAAUAAUACUUUAUCUGAUAAGAUCAAGUCUUUGGAGACAGAAAACAAAUCAAUUCAUGAUGCAAUUUUGUCUCAACAGUCAUUAAUCGAAGAACAAUCUACAACUAUUCAAAAACUAAGUGAACAAAGAAAUAAUCUUAUUAAAAUUUUGCACAAACAAACCGAUUUGAUUCAAAAAUUCGAAGCACUACCUAGUGUUACCAAAGUGAGAGUACAACCACAAGUUAGAGAGUCAAAUCCUCAACCAAAGCAAAAUUCACCUUCAGAUACUUCAAAUGAUAUUAUUUAUUCCAACUUGAUCUCAAUUGUUAAAAUGAUUAGUGAUAGCAAGUUCAAUAAUAUUAAUGAAUUUCAAGCAAUUCGCGAUAAUGCGGAAAUCAAACCAAAUGAGCGCACAAUGCUAAUUGUAAAGAAAUUAAUUGAUCAAUAUUCACAACAAGUAGAAGUAAAUAAUAACAAUCAGUCAACAAUUGCAAAACUUAAUAAUGAAAAAUUGCAUUUGCAUGAUAAAUGCAUGGAAGUUCUUUCUUUGUUUGAAGAACAACUAAGAUUCUUGCAAAACCUUUCACAUUCUAAUGAUUUGCAAGCUGCUGUUUUUUAUAAUGAAAAGACAGGAACAUCAUUUUAUCUCACUGAUUGCAACAAGGUAGAAUUAAUAAGAAGAUGUGCAAACUUAGGAUCUUUUAUUGAAAACACUCUUGGUGAUAUUACAGAACAGAAGUUUAAUGAAUCAUUGCAACUACCUUCUUCCAUUAAUCCAACUGGAAUCUUCAAUCUUCUACAGCCAACAAAGAUGCAAGAAUUCAUAUCAAACAUGUUAAGUAAGAUCACAACCCCAUCUGAUAUUGAUGCAAGACAAGUAUUUGAUAUUCUUUGUGCUCAAAUUUAUAUCAAUGAUUUAUUGAAGAAUUAUGCAAGAGAUAUUUCGAUAAUUGCAGCGAAGAGGAAGAGAGAAAUCGAAAGCUUGCAGCAAAAUCAAUCAAAUAAUUAUUCACAGGAAAUAGAAUUGAUGCGUAAAAGAGAUAAAACAAUGCGAAGAUUCUUAUUGAAGUAUAUUGAAGUUGACAAUCCAGAAGAUAUCCCAACUUUUGUUCUACUUAAGCAAUUUGUAGCUGCAGCUCAAGAAGAAAUUAGAUCAAAUCAGCAACACAAUUAUGUUGAGGAUAGUUCAACAACCUCAUCACCAAUUUCAAUUGAAUCUUCAUCAACAUUGUCAAGGAAGUCAUCAAAAUCAUCAUCUUCUUCGAAACGAUCACAACAAACAGAAGCAGUCAAAAUAGAAAUAACACAGCUUCAGGAUCAGAAUAAUAAUUUGAAUCAGCAGAUUCAACAACUAAAUGACGAAAAGUCAAGGAUGCAAAAGUUGUUGGAUGAAACAAUCCACAAUCUAGAUUUAACGAAGCAAGAAACAGCAGAUAAAGAAAAGAAACUAGAAGAAGAAAUAUCAAAAAAGGAUCAAGAGAUUUCGGAAACACAAGAAAAACUCAAGAAAUCAGAAGAAGUUUGUGAAUCACUCACAAAAACAUUAAGCGAAAAUGAAGAAAUAGUUAAAACAAUUAAGAAACAAAGGAAGAUGAUUAGAAAAACAAUUGAAAGUUUACAACUAGAAAACAAAAAUCUCAAACAAGAUAUUUGCAAUUGCAAACAAGCUAAUACAAACAUGACUAAUCAGUACACUGAAUCAACCGAAAAACUUCAUAAAGAAUUAGAAAACUCCAUUCAUGAAGCCGAAGCUUUAACAACACAAAAUUCUCAGCUUUUAACACAGAUUCAGCAACAAAAAGCUCAGCUAUCUAAACUUUCAAUUGAAUGCAAGACUCUUGAAAUGAAACUCAAAUCAGCAGAGCAAAAACUUCAAAUUCAGAAUCCACCAAAGCCAUUGAUUGAUUAUCAAGAUCUUACAACAAAAGUUACAAAUCUUACAAACGAAAAUAAUUCUGCAUUCAAGAUUCUUUCUUCAGCUUUAGUUGGCAUUUCAGCGCCUUCCAAUUUAAUUGAAGCGUCCAAUUUCAUUGUUGAAUUCAUUAAUAAACUUAAGACAUCUCAGUUAAACACAACAAAUAUGAUUACGCUCCUUAGUAAUAUCAGAUCUGCUUUAGGAAUUGAUGAAUCAAUAGAUAUUUUGCAAACGAUUCAUGAGCUAAUUCAAACUGAUAGUAAUAAUAGAAAUAAUUUAAUUUCUGAUGAAAAAGUUCUACGUGAUGCCCAAAUCGAAAUUGAAACAAUUAGGAAAGACUUAUCUUUUGCACAAAAUCAGCUUGUUACACUUAAACAAUGGGAGAACUGGGCGAGAAGAGUCUAUGGAAUCAUCAACGAGAAUUCCAAAUAUCAGAUCGGAAGCAGUGAAAUCCGAUUGAAUCUGGAAGAAGCUCUACUUGCAUCAGUUUCUCACAGAUCUAUAUUCACAAAACUAGACAUUCUCAGAUCAGAAAAGAAGUCAUUCUUAAAGUUUGAUCGUACAAUUCUCCUUGCAAGGUCCAAUAAUUCACCACUUCAAUCGAUUAGACCAUUGAUAAUCCUAGCUGUGACUUUACACAAGGUACAAAAAAUGGCUGGAUGCAUAUCAAUAGCCCCUACUUAUCAAAGGCCAAGAACAAUUGAUAAUGAAUAUACCGAAUUUGAACAUAAUCGCCCAAAAUUGAAGAAAAUUAGAUCACAUUCAAGCAGAAAAUCUUCGAACCAGCCUUUAAUUCCUAUCUGCUGA